Myripristis murdjan (pinecone soldierfish) is the source of this 8004-nucleotide messenger RNA. RefSeq names its product zinc finger protein 576, tandem duplicate 1 (gene znf576.1). The record is from RefSeq and is a predicted model, not a curated record. Gene Ontology annotation, biological process: regulation of transcription by RNA polymerase II. NCBI's taxonomy places the organism in Eukaryota, Metazoa, Chordata, Actinopteri, Holocentriformes, Holocentridae. Gene Ontology annotation, molecular function: RNA polymerase II cis-regulatory region sequence-specific DNA binding; DNA-binding transcription factor activity, RNA polymerase II-specific. The transcript is spliced from 11 exons. The coding region runs from base 328 to 7500 and encodes 2390 amino acids.
CAUAGUAACACUGCCACGCCAAGAUGGACGAAGCAACAGUGGAGCUCGGAGCCGAAAACAAACCAUGUGCUGGCAAGUCAAACGUGAAAUCAGCCAGCGACGGCGGCGGCGCUGACGGGCAUCAUGACACACGCGGAUUGUGGACUGACCUUUAAACACUGGGUAAUCUUCAAGACCCACCUGCAGAAGCAUAUCCUGAAUGAGAAGAAGGGAGACAGCAAGCAGCAACAGGAACCACGAGGAACUAUUUUCUGAGAGCGUCACUGAUGGAGAACCGAGUGAUGGUCCUGAUUUCAUAGAGACUCCAUCAAGUCCGUUUUGGGAGCCAUGCAGAGUCUGACCCAGAUGAUGAAGAGUGGUCCAAAACCAGCAGAGAUUGAGGCUGGGCAAAACCCGGUGACUACAGAAAGCAGAGAGCAGCCAUUGGACGGUGAGACUGGGGCCCAGCCAAUAGUGAGUGAGACCGAAGCACAAGUAGUGGACAAUAAGUCAGCUGUUUCCCUGGAGGGUGAAACCUUGAUCGCUCCAGAUGAGAAUGGGGAAGGGGCGCAAUUGCUGGGAGGUGAAACACUACAACUGUCCGGAAAUGUGGCAGACACUCAAGCACUGGAGAGCGAAGCCGCUGUCCCCUCACAUGACACCGGAGGGACGGCAGUGGACAGUACCUCAAAGCCCAGUGCCCCUACAGAACUGGUGCCUGAUGGGAAGCAGAAUCCUGAUUGUGCUGCAGAAGAGGCGAGGAAAGUGGAUAAAGUAGUUCCUGAGAACAGAAAAUAUAUUCCUUGUAAGAAGGACAGGUUGGAUCCUCUGAAGAUGGACAUGUCCAAGCCAGUGGUUAUGCCUCUCACAUCAUCUCAGCUAUCCCUGCAGUGCAUUGAGUGCCACAUAAUCUUCAGCGAUCACAAGAGCAAGGAACGUCACCUGAAGUUGAGCCACCCAGCAGAAUAUGAGCAGUGUAUACUGAGGAAUGCCCUUUUUGCCUGCUAUGUUUGUGACCGCCACUUCACAAACUCCACAGAACUCAUGGCCCACCAGAAAGCCCAUAUAGAGAAGAAACCCUUCAAGUGUCCCAUUUGCAGCCAGGCCUUCAACAAGUCAUCAGAGCUCACUCUUCAUAAAAAAAUUCAUUUUGGCCGGGAUGGUUAUGCCUGUGCGGACUGCGGCAAGCCUUGCAAAACACUAACCUUGCUUAAGUACCACCGCCGCACACACACCGGAGAGAGGCCAUAUGUGUGCAAGGAGUGUGGAAAGAGAUUCAGCAUGUCUAAGGCUCUCCAGAAACACAUGUUGUCGCACUCACCGGAGAAUGCUGAAGGGGAUGGGGGUGACACCUCUGCCACUGCUAAAGCACAACAGAAGAAAAACAAUGGCACUACAGUGAAAUAUCCCUGUUCUGUAUGCAAGGCCACCUUCAAGACUACCAAGACACGGCUGCAUCACAUGAAAACCAAGCACAAUUUAUUGCCCUCAGCAACUAGUAAUGCCAUUCAGCCUGGACAGCAAGUGAAAGAAGCUAUACCCAUUAUAACCCCAAUAUCAAUCUGCCAGCCAGCACUACUACAGAUGGAGCCCAUUGGACCUCUUCAACAAGUUGAUGCUAAUAUUGACACGGAACAGAUUCGCAAACUUAUUGAAUCUUUGGGAAAUGUGCAGAAAGUGAACCAGGUUGUCAUAUUGGGACAGGUGCCACCUAAUGCCUCACCACUGGAGUUGCAACAGAUAUCAGAGCCAGUUAAUCUGAAUCUCACUCCGCAGCAGAUGGAUAUUAUAGAAAUAAAACAGACAGAGUCUAAGACAGCAGAACUGGACAGUUCAAAGAACACUUGUGAGUCAAUGGAGCAAACAAUUAUACUGGAACCUAUAACGCCAGAUGGACAGUUGGAAAACCCUUCUUUUUCAGAACUGGGUUCCCAUUUAGCAGCAUCUGAAACUAUAGAGCUAACACUUGUUGAACCUGAGCAAACAGAGAGACAUGAGGGAGAGAUGAUGCAUCAGAUUCUUCAGCAACCUGAGACUGGUACAAAUCAGUCUGAUUCAGUGAAUCAGAUGGUUUGUCAGAGUGAGGUGGUUGACCUCAAGGAAAACCUUGAGCAAACAGUCAUAUUAGAAUUUACCUCUGCCUUGAUGCCUACUGUAGAGUUAGAAGAAACCCAACCCGUGCCACAAAGUGAAAUGCCAUCCUCCUCAUUAGUACCAAGCACUGAACUGGAGAAGAUAUCUCAUGAGACUGUAAUAGGCCAGCAGGAGGCUAACCUAUCUGUUCCACUGCUCCUGCCUACAGUUGAGUUGGAACUGACACCUUUACAGACAGAUCAGCAAGACCUUCCUGGUUGCCCUUUCAUCCCAGCAGAUGCAUUUACACAAACUCCAGACGAAUCUCAACCUAAUUCCAAAGCUGAGGCUGAUUCAGACAUACAAACAGUAAGUCUGAAUCACGUCCAUUCUUUGAGAGAUGAAACUCCAGUAGAAAAUGUGCAUGAGAGGACUGAACAAGAACCAUCUGAGAAUUUGCUGGUGGACAGCAGAGAGAGUCAAGAGCAGGUAGAAAAGUUGUCUGAAGAAGAUGACUCGCCUGCUAAAGAAGAGAUCUCACAAUCAGAGACCAAGCAGGUGCAGCAUACCUCACACUUACCCGUAAAUGUAAUGUCAGCCCAAGAACUGGUUAAAGUGCGAAAAAGAAAGCCAGCCAGGACAUUUAUUUUUCAAGAAAAUAUGCAAGAACUGCUGGGGACCACACAGAAGAAUAAUGAAGAAAUUGACGUGAUACCUGCUAAACGUCAAAGAACCAAAAAGUCCCACCUGGUUGUUAAAUUUGGUCCACAAAAUAAGGAGAAGAAAAACAAAAAAACAAAGCAUUCACAGCAGCAUCAUUCAGCCCAGGAAGAACAAUUAAAGUGCAAAUCAUCAACUACAAAUCUAUCAGGUGAAAAACUGCCAUCACCAAAAAAGGGAAGAACAGUUAAAAAAGGCAAGACCAAGGGGCAUUCAGUAUCUAGAGCAGAAAUAAAAGCUUCCUCAACCCAUAAUCCACAAGUGCCACAAAUAAAAGAGAAUAUAAGAAAAAACAAAAUGAAAAGGCAAAAAGAUGUGACCAGUGAUGGUGUCAAGCAUGUAAGUGAGCAAAAGAUUGUAGUUUCGCCAGUAUUUAAGAAGAAAAAACAGCCAAAAAUUAUGCAAAAAAGUCAGGCCAAGAAAAAGGAUGGAAAGUUAACAAGUAAGGAGAUGAAGAAAAAAUCAACAAAGGAGGAAAAAAUGAACACAGAAACAAGCACAGUAUCUGCAACCAUGCCAGGACAACAAAUAACACAAGACUCUCUACUUCUACUGAAGGGUCAUAAGCAGCCCCAAUUAAAAGUUUACAAACUUGAUCCUGCAAAGGCAUCAGCCCAGACACAGGAAACCGCCCACAAGUUACAAACAACUUCUCAACAGAGUGAUGAUGUCACACUUAAAAAGAGAAAAGUUACAAGUACAUCUGAAAACAAACUUACAACAAGAGGCAAGAAAAAAGGAGGGAGACCCAAGAAGAACCAGAAAGCCCUUUCAUUGUUGUCCUCUCUACGAGUACCCACCCCACCGCCUGAAACGAUGCCUUGCAAGCCAAAGACGACCAGAAAACGUAAAGCCUCCUCGAAGGUGGAGACGGAGGGAAUAAUAACUUCUUCUCAUUCCAGGCGUGCUUUAGAGUGUAAGGACUGUGGAGAGAGAUUUAGUGAAGUGUCUUCCCUGCAGGAACACAAGACGACAGUGCAUGUUGUGGAGAGUCCUGGUCUCACUUACACCAAUGGAAACAUCUUUGAAGGGGUCUCCAGGCUGGAUCUAGGCCAGCCUCCAGAGCGGCAUGAUGUGGCCAUUGGCGUAAUGAAUGCUGCUACAGAUUGGGACACUGAAGCCGAGAUGGGUGAGAUGGCAUUAGAAGACAAAGAGCGGAGUGUCUCUUUCCCAGCUUUGAAUCCUUCCCCCUCUUUACCUGUUACUGCUCCAGAUGCUGAAACGAGUGGUUAUGAGGAUAAAAGCGGAAGUACACCUGCAGCAGAAAUUGCACCGUUUAUGGAUAUUGCUAAAGAGCUUCCAGACCACUCUAGUCAAUGUCUUACCCCUCCAGAAGUUGUCUCACCAUAUCCCUCAAAGACUGAUCAAAAGAAAAUGUUUGAGUCAAACAGUGAUGACCCUCCACAUUUCACAUCUAAAACCUCUUUAAAUAUCUCUACCAAGGAAAUGGCUUCUGAGGCAGGUGAGCAUUUGACAUCAGAUGAGGACAAGUCAACAUAUCAAUCCAGUAGACAAGAUAUCACCAAGAGUCCCUUGGUUCCGAGCUCAGAAUCUGAAGUCCAGGGUACCGCAGAUGAAGACAUUAAGGAAGGCUUACUUCUUGAGGUAGAUUUAGUCACUGUUGGGGAGCAGAAUGACAGAGAUGACCUGACCUUGGCCCAAGACAGUGGUUCCCAAAAUGAGCUUGUUGAACCCUGCAAUGCUGAAAGUAGCAGCACCGACACACAACUACCUCCUGGUCAGAUUGAUAAUGAAUCAACAAGUGAAAUAAAAUUAACCUCACAGACUGUUUCAUGCUCUACACACGAGCCAGAGAUCAAAGAAGAGGAAGAAGAAAUUUUAGAGCAGCGAAAAGAAGAGGGAGUGAGAGGUGUGACAAGGAGGAGUGUUACGAGGGGUCGGAGACGAGGCACAGGACGUCUAAAAAAGGCUGUGUUGUCAAGGAAAAGUUCAGUCUGUGAUGAUGUCAGAGAAAAAGACCCAGUGAAAGACGUGGAUGAAUGUUGUAUAGUCUACCAAAAAUAUCCCCUCACCUCUAAUUCUGAAAUUAGUGAUGGAGGUGAGAUCAGCAAACUUAACCAUGCUCAGUCAACAUCCCAGAGUUCAGAGCCAGAAAUCAGCCCCAGAUUUCAGUGCGAUAGCGCCACUGCUCCUGCCACAUCUGUGCCUUCCAUACCUUCUUCAUCAGAGGAACCUCCUGAGGAGCAAGUGAUCUUUCAGCUGGAGCCUGUUACCACCAGUGUUGAGGAGGUGACAAAGUCAGAGGAAAGGCUCGGGCUGGAGGGAGCAGAGGAACAGGACAGAGAUAGUGGCCAGUCUCCAGGCAUCAUAAUUGAGAGGAUCCUUCCUUCAACACAGAAAGAGAAUGGUGACAAGGAGCAGGGCUUGGUGGCAAUUAGGAACAAUAAAAGACAGGGUUUGGAUUGUGAUGCUGAAACUGAAGUGGUGUUCAGAGAAGUCCCAAGAGGCCAGGAAAUCAAGGUUGAAGAGAAUAUCUCAGAUCCACCAUUGGUUAUACAAAGUUGUCAAAGCAGGCAGAGAACAGGCCUGCAACCACAGCACCAGCAUGACAUAAGGACUGUGCUCGUGAAGCAAGAGACUAGCCUCAGUCUGAAUGAUGCUCAGACUGCACAGGGCAGCAGACACAUCCGCUGGAAUGUGGAGCAAAUCAACACUGAGAACACCUCUGGGCCAGGUCUUUUUUUGUUUUCUGUGAUAGAGAGCGAGGAGAUGACCAGGGACUCCAGCAUGGCCCCAGACUUCAACACCAACCAGUGCAUUUUCUACCCAGUGAAGGAGGAGGAGAGGGAGGUUCUCCUGGGAGCCUCUCAGAGUGACAGUAGUACUUUAACCAUGGGGGUGUCUAGUAAUGCCAGGCCUGGCGAUCAGGCAGAAUAUCAGCCAGCCAGUAGUAGUCUUCAUGAAGGGAGCCAUCCCACAGAAGAUUACCAGGAACCCAGAGUGAGAGGGGUCCUAUCAAGAGCUGGGGUUACUAAUUUUGCAAAUACAGAAGGUGAAGCAGACAUUGCAUGGCAGGAUGCAGCAGAGCUUCGGGACUUUCUUCUCCAGAGUUCUGAUAGUGAGGACCCGGAUGUUUCGGAGCUAUCUGAUCCUCAGCUCGACUCAGAAGCAGAAGUUAUGGCCUGCUACUACAAGAACCAAAGCAGCGGUCCACCACAGCCAAUUGAAAUGUCACACAACUUGCCAACCUCAGACAGCCACCUCAAUUCCCAUGUGCAGAGAGAGGGGAAUAGGAGCAGAGAGCCCAUUGAUUAUUUCUCCAAGUAUUUUGGCUGGGAUACCUGGGUAGAAAUUGCCCAGUGCACAAAUAAACAAUCCAACAUGCUCAACCCUGUCACAGCCAAAGAGGUUGCACAAUUUGUUGGGAUCCACAUUGCAAUGGGAACACUGAAGUUUCCCAGUCUGAAGCUCUAUUGGCAGGACUUCACAAAGGUACCACUGAUUGCUGAAGCCAUGCCGCUCCCCCAGUUCCUCCAGCUUUCUCGCAAGUUGAAGCUAGCUUUUCCUGCAAAGGAUCCAAUCAAUAAUGUUAGAGUAGAAGGACAUAACCGUGACAUCCAGAAUGCACAGCACGCUACAACAGUUACUGGUGCAUUGAGGAGUGGUAACUAUAGCAGAAAUGGUCGAAUUUCUCUGCUUGGUGAUGGACAGAGCCAGUGGGACAAACCAAAUGAAGCGAACUCUUUGAGCAGACAGACUGAUGCCCUUUGGAAGGUUCAGCCCUUACUGCGCCGUUUCCAAGCAGGAUGCCAGUUGCUAAGCCGAGAGGGCGAUUAUGGAGUAGAUCAAUAUCCUCUUCCUUUGACGACCAGCAAGCUAAACAACAAGAAGUUUUCUCUCCACUGCACAACACUAAUUGGGUUUGGUGGUCUGAUCCUGCAUUUGGAUCUUAAAUUGGACCUUGCAGACAAAGAAGAUGCCGUAGAAAAAAUGGUUCCCAGAGGUAGCAUGGUGUUUCUUUGCAAACAGGAACUCUCUACGCCUGCAAUGCUGGAACGACUGCUACUUGCCGGAGUUCAUGGGGCAGGCAGGGUGGGAGGAGAAAGAGGACAGAUAGGAGAUGAGUUUGUGAGCUCAGAUGGGAAGUUGAUGUUACGCAGGUCACAUCGUGGUUUCAUACUUUCAACCGUAGGACACGGCCACAGAAACAUGGCAUCUCUCAUUGACAAUUUUGAGAAGGCCCAAAUGUCAGCUCGCCUCAACAGAGAUCUGCAAAACCUUUACCGUAUCCCGCUCAGCACCUCAGUCCCGACUUGCUGGCCUCAAGCCGUGCUGUGGUUCCUUACAGAUCUGGCUUUGGUCAACUCAUGGCUUCUGUACAGACAGAAUCAGGCGUCGGCGUCUGAACCUCUGACCCUCAUGGCCUUCAGGCUGGAAGUAUCUAAGGCUCUGAUCCUGUCCAGUGGCUCAGAUACCCAGGACUCGGCUCCUCCUCAACCUCCCACACAGAAAGCUCACACGACGAGUGAAACCCCCAAUCCCAGCCUGUUGGAGGAAAGUCCUCUUCCAGAUGCAGCCACGCGCUAUGAUGGCUCUGGUCACUGGCCAGAGCAGCUUGGGGAAGGAGAAGGCGGCAGGUGCCGUUUUGGAGGCUGUGAGAGAACAUCUCGAGUACUAUGCCUUAAGUGUUGUGUCUUUCUCUGUAUCUCACGCAACCACAACUGCUUCUUAAAUUUCCAUAAUCAAGGGAGUUUGGGAAAUGAGUGAUGUUCUCUCCAAAGCUAUCUGUUUACUUUUUAUUUAAUUUUAAAAAACCUGUCUUUUUGGUUUAGAAUGUAACUGUGCUUUUGAUGAUAAAUCUAAUUGUAAACCCAGCUAUUCGAGAAAGCUGUAUGAUCGCCUCUCAUUUUUCCAUAAUGCCUCUGUGGCAGUGUCAUUCUUUUCUAGGAUUAUUAUGCCGCAAAUGAAAUCCUUAAACGCUUUGUGAUGUGACUUGUUACGGUCUUCCUAAUGCUGUUUGUCACGUGCGAAAUGAAUUCAUUUUCAGAGGGAAAUGUGAAAAGAGUCAUAGCCAUACAAUUUGUGCUGGGGAAAACAGGAAGAAAGUAUGAUAUUGAAAUUGUGUUCUUCAUGAUGUUAUUUUUUAAUUUAUUUUAAAAUGAAUCAAUUUACAUUCCUUAUAUUGUUGAGCUUGUGUUUGGCUCUUUGAAUUUAAUAUUUUAAAUUUAUUUAUUUGACAUUCAUUUGCAAAAAUACAUGAAAGAUUUGAAG